CACCCACAAGAAAAAUAAAUUCGUUGAUCGUAACAGCCUUCGGCUCGUGCCGUUGUGUUACUCAUGUGCGGCUCGUGCGACCAACUUCACCGCCUGCUUAUAAAGUUCGCUUUCUCGCAGUUGUAUCGCAAAGUACUAUUAUUCUAUGACACAAUCUGACCUUCUUCUGUUUCGAUAACCGUUGAUAUUAGGACUCACGAAAAUGUCGGGCCAAAGAGUUAUCACAUCGAAAUCAUCAGUAGUCGAUGCGGGAGAAGCGAAUUAUAUUAAUAUCAGAAAGGGUGAUGGGAUGUUCACCUUUCCCAAUGGAGAUAGGUACGAAGGAGGAUACAAAAUUCAUCUGGACAAACAUAUUCUGGUGAAGCAAGAUUACGGAAUUUACCAGACUGAGAACUUCGACAAGUACGAAGCUACGUGGGACGGCGACAAGAUUAAACACAAUUUCUCUGUACGAUAUUCUAACGGUAUGAGGUAUAGAGGUGGUAUCGAUGUAGAAGGUGCUUUAAACGGUCAUGGAAUUUACACGUUUCCUGAUGGUUCAUCCGUGGACGCUACUUGGCAGGAAAAUAAGCCAAUCCUCAAUGUAAUUUAUAGAGAGCCGCUCGGAUUUGUAUGGAAUAGCGAAUACGCUUCUGGGGUAUUAAUAACAAGCAUUUGUUACUACUACAUGUUUAGAUGCUGAUCUUUAUAUAAUAGAUACAGUAUCCAAUCA
This is a messenger RNA of Cephus cinctus (wheat stem sawfly), 712 nucleotides long. RefSeq names its product radial spoke head 1 homolog. The transcript has 3 exons. The record is from RefSeq and is a predicted model, not a curated record. Lineage: Eukaryota; Metazoa; Arthropoda; Insecta; Hymenoptera; Cephidae. The coding region runs from base 203 to 682 and encodes 159 amino acids.